AGAUCAUACCCGAGGUGAUAGUGACAGCUUGUGGCAAAUGCACUCCUAAUCAGAAGAGGUUCGCGCGAAAGACAUUUAACGCAUUUAAAAGAAAUUUUCCAGAAAGCCACGCAGAAUUGAGACAAAAAUUUGAUCCAGAAAAUAAGUACUAUGACGCCUUCGAGAAGGUUAUAGCAAAUGCUUGAAUGUAUGUAAGGAACCUCCUUUUUGAAGUCGGUUAAGUUAGUACCUACGAGAGUAUACAUCAUGAGAACCGUCAUUGUACUGACUUUUCUGGUAGCAGCGUGUUUCGCUGCUGAGAAAUAUAAUCCAAAAUAUGACAACUUUGACGUGGACACAUUGAUCUCGAACGAAAGGCUACUGAAGGCGUACAUAAACUGUUUCCUUGACAAAGGCCGGUGCACGCCCGAAGGAACCGAUUUCAAAAAAGCGUUACCAGAGGCGGUAGAGACGACUUGCGCCAAGUGCACCGAAAAACAGAAGGUGAACAUCAGAAAAGUGAUCAAAGCGAUCCAACAGAAAUAUCCUAAGCAAUGGGAAGAGCUCGUGAAGAAAAAUGAUCCUUCGGGCAAGCACCGCGCCAACUUCGACAAAUUCAUUCAGGGAAGUUAAGCAUUCGAGUUAGAGACACAAUUGGUUAAGUUUAAAUUUAAUUUUCAUUUCAAGGUAAACGUGGUGGAUUUCCAAUUACACUUGAUGCUUCUACGUCCUUUAAAUAGUUUAUGCUCUCUACAUAACUAAUCAUAAUAUUCUUUAGUUUUAUAAAUUCUGAAAACAAUAAGUCUGAAAUAAUACUCAGUGUCCGAAAUAGGGUUUUCAGUUUUAAUUUAUUCGAUUGUAGUGGUUAACAGUGUUAAUUGGAUUACAGAUACAUUGUUGUGUUAUUUAUUUAAAUAUCAUGAUGUUGACUGAUAUUGUAAUAAAAAUAUUUGAUAUUUUAUACAAAAA
Molecule: messenger RNA, 948 nt
Organism: Manduca sexta (tobacco hornworm)
Lineage: Eukaryota; Metazoa; Arthropoda; Insecta; Lepidoptera; Sphingidae
Product: ejaculatory bulb-specific protein 3
Exons: 3
Coding region: 247-612 (121 amino acids)
Source: RefSeq, a predicted model, not a curated record